AUGCAAACACCUUCCUGGCAACGGGGCAGGUUGCAGCAGCUGGUGCGCUCAAUCUUCUCCCUCCGCCUCUCCAGCAAGGUUCUGUGUGGGGCUGAGGUCUGUGGCAGCGCAUCUCCCUCUGUCCUGCUGCGUGGACCUGGCAAACUCCUGCCCCUUCAGACCCCUCCCAGGGAGCCUUGUGAGUGCUCCUGCACUACCGCGUGCUGCGUGCUCUGUGCCUGCCCCGCAUGCCUGGGCAGUGUCCUGCGGCUUCAGGCCUCUGAGUGCGGCUCUGCAGCCUUGCGCAGGAAGCGGAAAGGCAGCCUGUCUUCUACAGCAGCCUGCCCACUAAUCCCCUCUCCUUCCUUGCAGACGAACCUCCCUAUCUUCAAACUGAAAGAGUCUUGUGUGCGGAGGCGGUACAGCGACUUCGAGUGGCUGAAGAAUGAGCUGGAGAGAGACAGUAAGAUUGUAGUGCCACCGCUGCCUGGGAAAGCCUUGAAACGACAGCUGCCCUUUCGCGGCGACGAGGGGAUCUUCGAGGAGUCGUUCAUCGAGGAGAGGAGGCAGGGGCUGGAGCAGUUUAUUAACAAGAUCGCUGGACACCCGCUGGCACAGAACGAGCGCUGCUUACACAUGUUCCUGCAAGAGGAAACUAUAGAUAGGAAUUACGUCCCAGGGAAAGUCCGCCAGUAGGAGACCCUGAUGCUCUGUCUUCCUCCAUUCCACCCACCCUCCUGCAGAAAUGACAUUUAUUUUUACACUAAAUCGGUCUCUCCUGAACCAGGUUUUCCUCUCUGAACCUCCCCUUUGUCCAGUAUUUGCUUUUUUUGUAUCUGGCAGCAAUGUUGAGUUCAGAUUCACUUUGAUACCUGCGCCAAAGGGUGUGACGAUGUAAGCCAUGAACCUGCUGUUGUGCAGCCAGCGGCAGGUGUGAGGGUGGGGCACGAACUGUCUUAGGGCAUUAUUCCCAUGUGUCGAGGCCCCUGCUCCCUGUGAAAGGGUACAAGGGGUGCUUCCAGCCGCAUCCUUCACCCUCUUCUCCAAGCAGCCUCAAGCGUUGCGGAGAACAUCCGUGCAGAACAGUGAGUGUCGUAGGUCAGUGCCUGCAGCAAGUUGUAGAAGGUUAGCAGGGUUUAACCAAAAACUGAGGAAGCAGGUGCCAGGUAGGAUGUCGAGUCCCUUCCUAACCUCGAUAAAUCCCCUUCUCCGCCCCCCCCAUACAAACCUUGAUCCAGUGCUGUCUGCACGUGCUGACCCACAGCUCCGCUCUGCCCCAGCUCCAGAUCUCCUGCAUUACAGCCUGCUCAACAUAGCAGUGUUUUCCCCUCUGCUCACAGGCUGCUGGCAGCUUUGGGGGUGUCUGCCCUGUGCGGGAGUUCUCUAGGUGCAGUAUUGUUGGCAAGGUGGGUGGAAUUGGGCAUAGGCUGCCCAGGUAGCUGGCAGGAACGGCUGGUGAGCUCAAACUGCCACCGCUUGCUCUGAUGCAGGUUGCAGCAUAGCGGGCCAGACCCCCUAUGAUGCUGUCGAGUUGCUCUCGUCUGUACCUAGAGGGAAAGGUCCUGCCCAUCGCUGAAGUGGAGAGAAUGGGAGGGGCGAAUGGGACGCUCCCGGACAGCGUAGUGCCGAGGGGCAGAAGCAGGCCAGGCACCCGAGGCAGGAGGCUUUUGAUCCGUGACUUGCACUGGAAGUGUGCCUUGCCGAUGGCAGCCCAAGUAUCGGCCACCUCCUGCCCUUCCUUCUCACUCCUCUGCCCCGGGGGCUUUGCAGGCCACAUGCUUUUGUAUGGUGGAGAAAAGACGAGGGACUAGUCAAGUAGCUGCUCUUGGGUGAGGGGGGCAGUGGGCUGUGAACUGCUGAUGCUCCCUUAGUG
This is a messenger RNA of Pelodiscus sinensis (Chinese soft-shelled turtle), 1852 nucleotides long. The record is from RefSeq and is a predicted model, not a curated record. Lineage: Eukaryota; Metazoa; Chordata; Testudines; Trionychidae.